Messenger RNA from Exophiala mesophila, 1328 nucleotides. RefSeq lists its product as uncharacterized. The record is from RefSeq and is a predicted model, not a curated record. NCBI's taxonomy places the organism in Eukaryota, Fungi, Ascomycota, Eurotiomycetes, Chaetothyriales, Herpotrichiellaceae. The transcript has 2 exons. The coding region runs from base 237 to 1328 and encodes 363 amino acids. Gene Ontology annotation, molecular function: cellulase activity. Gene Ontology annotation, biological process: polysaccharide catabolic process.
CCCUACAAGCACCAUUGUGCCACGAAUUUGCAAAUUUUGUGGGGUGCCCAAUAGGGCUCGGUGGUCGCAACUGCGCCUAGAACAUGAACGCGUACGCCAUUGUGAAAUUCCUUGAUGAUGAUCAGGGUAAAGGCAUUUCAACAAAUAUGUCUGCGCAUCGAUCCUCUGUUCUAACCUCACUGUUGUCUUCUUGUCAUUUCCCUUUAUGAGGUUCUUCUCCCCCGAAAGCCGUCCGCAUGUCCUAUGUGCUCGGAUGGCUGUUGGCCUUGCUGCUAACAAUUUGUCCCUCUCUGGUGGCUGCCGCCGAUGAAAUUGAGCUUUGUGGUCAAUUCGAUCACUUCAAUUCCACCACUGUCCCAUAUUCAUUUAACAACAAUGCCUGGGGCGAUAAUGGUGAGGGCUACUCCUGUCUCAUAGUCUCUGGCGAUGACGCUAGUUUCAGCGUCAAGUACCAAUGGACCGGCGACCCCUCGACCGUCAAAGGUUUUCCCUAUGUCAAAGUUCAUCCAAGUCGAUUGCCAGUCCAGCUUUGGAACGUUUCCUCCCUCGACUUCUCCGCCCAAUUCCGCACAUAUGUCAGAGGCACGGGGAAUUGGUCUUCACAAGAGCAGGCAAUCGCAUAUGACAACACUGGACUACGGGCCAAUGUUGCAGUAGACAUGUUCCUGUCCGACAAUGCCGAAAACUCGACGGGAUUGGGCCCGCCGAUUGAAAUCAUGAUCUGGCAGUGGUACACCCCGACCGUUCUUCCACUUGGCCACUCCGAGUCGACGCCUGAGCAAGACACUGUUGAAGUAGGAGGCACCAACUACAGCCUAUACCAUGGUUGGAACGCCCAAGGCCAACAUGUCUUCUCGUGGCUGCCCCACCAGAAUUUGUCCAGUGUCGAUGUUGACUACUUCCCUUUACUGGAGCACAUCUGGCGCAACGGUUUGCUGUCUGGCGCCUUGUACCUUGGACAACUAGAGUUUGGUACCGAAGUCAUGUUUGCAGGAGAAGAGACCAUCUUUGAAGCCAACAACUAUACUUUGAAGAUCACUCGAGAGGGUGACCCAGAUGCGCCUGUCAGACAAACCACCACCUCAACCUCAUCCACUAUGGUCACGACCGCAACCUCAACAAGUCGUGCCACGGGCACCUUUACACCUCCGCCCAUAACUACGACAGCUACCAGGGGUGCGAGCCCCGGCUCGACAGCUAAUGCUGCUCCUGCCAUAUCAUUACGGCGACAUGAUGGAGGCGGCUCUGGCUGGAUCGGCCCUGUUGCAGCUGCAGUAGGACCAUUGCUUGUCACAUCGUUCUUGCUCAGUACUAGAUGGUACCUAUAG